Molecule: messenger RNA, 1128 nt
Organism: Olea europaea var. sylvestris
Lineage: Eukaryota; Viridiplantae; Streptophyta; Magnoliopsida; Lamiales; Oleaceae
Exons: 5
Coding region: 1-1128 (375 amino acids)
Biological process (GO): DNA integration
Molecular function (GO): nucleic acid binding
Source: RefSeq, a predicted model, not a curated record
AUGAAGCUAAACCUAGAGAACUGUGUAUUUGGUAUAGCAUUGGGAAAGUUUUUAGGUUUCAUGAUCACUUAUCGGGGAAUUGAGGCAAACUCAAAGAAGAUACAAGCUUUGGCAUCGAUAGAAUCACCAAGGAAUAAGAAAGAGGUACAAAAAUUAAUGAGUCGCAUUGUCAACCUAAAUAGGUUCAUGUCUCGAGUAGUAGAUAGGUGUUUCUCUUUCUUUAAUGCUCUCAGGGGAAAUCAAAGCUUUGAUUGGAAUGAAGAGUGUGAAAGGACUUUUCAGGAGCUCAAGCAAACUUUGACGUCUUCCCCUAUCCUCACCAAACUCGAACCCAGAGAUACUUUGUUUCUAUACUUGGUCGUCUCUCAUAAUACAAUAAGCAGUGUGUUGGUGAAAGAGGCCAAUAAAGCAUCUACUAUUGUGUGCUCGAAAACCACCAAUUAUGAGGCAGAGUAUGAGGCCAUCGUCAUUGCUUUGGAACUUGCCAUCAACCUCGAAUUUGAACACAUCAUAAUCUUCAGUGACUCUCAACUUGUGAUUAGUAUCCAUGGGGUUAAUGGACUCGACAAGAAGGUUCACAUCAAAAUUGUGACUGAGCCCAGCAUUCAUCAAACCAUUGGUGUCAUGGACAUUGACCAUGAGCCCUUGUGGAUAGAUCGAAUAGUAGACUUCCUAAAAAAUGGAAACCUGCUAGAGGAUAUUCAAGCCCUAGCUAAGGUUCAUGAAGGGGUAUAUGGGAAUCAUCAAAGAGCUCCGACAUUGGCCUUCAAAAUCAUAAGAUGUGACAAGUGUCAGAGGUUCGGCUAUGCCAUCCAUUUUCUUGCAGAGAAUCUCACUACCCUUACUUGUUUGACCCCAUUUGAGCAAUGGGGUGUUGACAUCCUCGAACCUUUUUUAGUAACAAGGAAACAUUUAAAGUUUGUUGUUGUAGUAAUAGAAUAUUCUACUAAAUGGGCAGAGGCAGAACCCCAAGCAACAAUUUAUGAGCCCAAGCUCCGGGGCUUCAUUUGGAAGUCAGUCAAUUGUAGGUUCAAGAUACCUAAAGUCCUCAUAACUGAUAAUGGAAAACAUUCAAUAAUCCACAAUUCAGAAUUUUUUGCACCAACCUUGGGAUUGACCACCGUUUGA